This is a messenger RNA of Chlamydomonas reinhardtii, 950 nucleotides long. RefSeq lists its product as uncharacterized. Lineage: Eukaryota; Viridiplantae; Chlorophyta; Chlorophyceae; Chlamydomonadales; Chlamydomonadaceae. The transcript is spliced from 6 exons. The record is from RefSeq and is a predicted model, not a curated record. The coding region runs from base 72 to 485 and encodes 137 amino acids.
CCCUGCGCUAUCUGCAAGAGGCCCGUUUUACACCCCAAGCUGUGACACUGCUCUCUGUCUGACGGAACGGAAUGGCGCCCGGCACCGGCGCGGUCCCCUCGGGCCGCCGCCUGUGGACGCUCUCGAAAGUCUGGAUAGCUGCACGUGACGUGCCCGAGGUCGCCGUGCUUGCGGCCCUCUGCGGCGGCGCGCUGGCGAUGGGCUUCUACACCUACUACCGGGAGAUGUGGACCCCGGCCGGCGAGUCCUUCCCGAGUGUGGAGGUGCGCCGUGACCCCGAGAAGCAGACGGCUGUCAUGGGGGCCUACAACAACCGCAGCAUGUUCUACCACGUGGCUCAGUGGAAGCACGACGACAAGGGCUACAGCAUGGGCGUGUUUGACAAUCGCUCCCGCCCCUUCGAGUACAACCUGCCCACACAGGGCGUGGUGCACUCGGGGCCGCAGUACGAGACCGAGUCGCGCACGCAGCAAAUCGGCAUGUGAAGGACGGCUGCAGGCGAAAGCACAUCAACAGGGCGGUCACGCAGCCAGCUCCCGCGCAGGCCAUGGCUGCGCUGAUGUCGUCUCCUACUAUGAUUGCGCUGGAAGGACAGAGGCGUAAUGUUGUUGAGAAGGGUAUCUGCCAAAGUUGGGGUGGGGGGGCGGGGAGCUGAAGCACGCGGCAGGAUGGCGUGAGCGGGCCGACAAACUGAUAACCCGAUGUUCAUACUGUGCAUACAUGCAUUGGGCCCAUAAUAGUUAUACCCGACAUGCCCACGUUGUAAACUCACCCAAGCUGCUGAGUCCAUUCAAACUGCGCCUUGCCGUUGCUCACGCUUAUUGCGUAGACCGGCCCCGGCCCUCCAGCAUUUGGUCUUGCGGGCCUAAUGGAGACCUCGGGACGGCUCUACAGAAACCGGGAGAGCUCGGGAGCACUCUGGAGAAUGCCGGAAUGCUCUCGAACGCGCU